Messenger RNA from Magallana angulata, 2571 nucleotides. RefSeq lists its product as uncharacterized. Lineage: Eukaryota; Metazoa; Mollusca; Bivalvia; Ostreida; Ostreidae. The record is from RefSeq and is a predicted model, not a curated record. The coding region runs from base 362 to 991 and encodes 209 amino acids. The transcript is spliced from 4 exons.
AGGGGGAUAAUUGCUAUAUCCGAAACAUAAACUAAUUCGCCUCAGAGCUUUACAUGUAAUGAAAUCCGAUUAAAGGAGAUUUAACUUUUUUGUUCGCUAUCCUUGAAUUUCGUCUCGAUCGAGUCAACUCUAUGGGUCUCCGUAGCGACGUUGGUAUCAUGUGACCAGGCCUCCAGUCCUGUGUUGUGUGUGUGUGUGCAAUAUGGCUAUUGGUAGAUAGAGGAUUUAUAUGGGACUGUAAUUGUAGAAGAUAUAUAUCUCGAUAAUCAAACAUUAAUAUAUGGAUUUAACUAGACUUCUAAGACACCAAUAGUUAGUACGUAGUAAAACAAAGAAGAGGAAUAAGAAAUCCAACUCCAAAAUGGCAGCUACAACGACCCUGCCGAAGAUUUCUCGCACCCCGUUGGCUACACCCGUCCCCCCAUCCAUCCAACGCGCCAACUCCAUGUACGGAGCCUACCCCCCUCGUGAACUGUCUAGCUCCAUGAGCUUGGUCCGGAUCCCCCCUCGGGUGAAUCCCCUGGCCCCACCCCCUCCCCGCAAACGAAUCCAGGACCACUGGGAGACAGUUGAACAACACUGGCACAAUGACCAGAGGCGGAUCCUGAUGCAACAACGGGAGCACCAGCGGUAUCACUCCGCCUGGGCCAAGGCUUUCUACGGGGCACCUGCCGAGAAAGAGCAAUACAGAAAACACUUCCGGGAUGUUCUCAAACAACAAAUGGCGGACCAAGAUAUCAGUAAAAGUGUAGCCUUCAAAGAAAAAUGUCAGGAAAGUAAGCAGUCUAUAGCCUACGACAACGAUUGUCGUCAGAAGGAUAUGGACGCCUAUGUAAAAAAACACGUUUACUUACAAAACUUCAGGGACGGAAAUAAAAAUAUGAUGGAGAAACAAUGGCAAGACAACCGAACCAGUAGAUAUCUAGAACAACGCAUCGACCGAGAAAGACUUCGAUAUAACCCAAUCAACUGGUCCUGUAGCCUUAAAUAGUUCUUGUGGGUUUUUUAAAUUUAUUUUUUUUUUUUUUAGUUUUUGGUACAUAGUUCUUCUUUAAAGAGGGAUAACUCUUCCUGUGAUAAAUUAAUCAUUCUUCAUUUCAAAAAGUUCAAGAUUUAAAGAUCGAAAGAUUUUUGAAAAAGUUUGCUGUUUAAAUUUUGUGAGUUUAAAUUUUGAUAUCUCUUAUGAUGGGGGGGGGGGGUGUCUUUAUAUUAAUUUUGGUUUUUUCUUAACGGGGGAGAGUAUAAUUUCAACAAAUGCAAAAUAUUAUUUAUGGAACAUUUUGAAGGAUGAUGUAUCUUAAAAAUAGAUUACAUGUAGGUUUUCAAUUGUUGUUAGUAGGUUUAGGUAUCUAAUACAGUUUGCAAAAUGUGUAGUGCUGGCGAGAUGACUUGUUUUUACUUGUAACACACUGUGUACUAUAUCAAUUUCGAACAAUUGCGAAAUUUUUUGUACAUUGUUAAUAUAGUGUUCAUCUUAAAUAGUAUUCAUGCAUUGAAUAAAAGGGGUGUUUUUCUCUGAUAUCUGCAUAAUUUUAAAUCCUAUUAAAUAUAUGGAUUUUUAAAAAAAAAAAUGAACCCUUAAAUGUUAUUAAUAUCAAUAUACAGAGUUUAAAUCUCAAAAUUGCAACAGCAUAUGCAUACAGUUACAUAUCUAAAUCGACCUUCGUUAUACAAUUUCUAACCUUCCCUUACCUUACAAAAAAAUUAUUUUGAAAGAUUUCAUCCACGCACUGAAAAACACUGAAUAUCAUUGUUUGAAUCUUUUGGAUUACGUCAGCUAGUUACCGACAGUUACCAAUUGUUUUCUAUGUUGAUGUAAACUGAAUAAUCACGUGAGACCAGCACAAGUGUUUUGAUCUUAUAACGCAGACAUUGUACACCCAUUUUAAAAAUUGCUCAAUUGUUUUAUUUAAAUAUUUAUUAAUUAGUACAUGUAAAAGUGUUUAGUUAAUAUGCACGCUUUUAAAUACGGGAGACAACUUGUGUUUAAUUUCAGAAUUUGUCUCCCUUGGCGAGCAAAUGAUAACAAUCAUCACAUUUUCAAAAUAUAUUUUUGUACAAGUUUUGAAGUUUGUUUUGUUAAUGUGUGAAUCAUAGCCUUAUGUUUUUUUUAUUUAAAGUCUUGAAUGUAUCAAUUUAUGGUGUUUUGAACACCUUUACGUAUAUAUAACAUGUGUCCUGUGAUAAACUCAUCUGUGAUGAAAGAUAUGUUAUUAAUAUAUCUCAUUAUAUUUCAAUAUAAUCAUGCAUGUACUUGUACUGCUAUAAUACUAGUGUAUGUUCUUUAUCAGUAUUAUCUAACGUUACCUUAUCUUAUUUUAUACACACGUUUAAUCGCCGAUUUUGUUUGUUAUAUGAAUGUAUUUAUUUUUAGAAAAUUAUUUUUGCCUUUAUUUACGCCUUUCUUGAAGUGGAUUCGCGUGUUUUGAAUAGAAAAAAAUUGCAUAAAUGAUAUUUAUAUUUUAGUUUUACGUAUUUUUUUUCCAGAAUUUAUAUUCUAAUAUGAUGCCACGUUUAAAUGUUUCAUUAAAAUCUAACUGUCUGCAGAACAUGUUAUUAUUUAUUCUAUGG